CAGACGGUUGCGGUGCUGCGUGUAGUUCAAGCCGCCUGUUGGUGCUGUUCUGGGGCGUGAGGCUCGUAGGAAUGGGGCCGUCCUCCUCCCUGACCCUGGCCAGUCGAUAAAAAGAGAAGAAAAAAAAGGCUGGGGAUGCACGACGGGGCUGAAGGAAGACAGCUUUACAGGCUUAAAAUCUGGACUGCUGCUGAACAUGGAGUGUCACCUCCUCUGCGGAAUAAACGCUGUUGUGGACCAACAGUGAUUUUGUAAAGGCGAAACAUUUGUUUUUUACUUUAUUUCUUCAACCGCUUGCUUUGAUACACACAUCUGCAAUGAUGUGCGCUGUGGGCUGGAGUAGGACCUCUGCGAUUGUACUCUGCCUUUUGGGAUGCCUUGUGUCCAAAGUUGUCACCAAAACGUCACUGGAGGACAAAACUGUACAAGAGGUUACUCUGAAGGUCCACCUAAGUGACGCCAGCACUCAUCAGCCCCUGUUUGGAGCCACCUUACAGCUCUUUGCCAACCACACUUCUGUAACCACGGAAACCUCAUCAGCUGAUGGCAGCACCUACCUGCACUUCCCCUACCGCCUUGGGACACCACUGAUUGUCACUGCAACCAAACGGGGAUAUGUUCCAAACUCUGUUCCCUGGACUCCCACUAGAUUACCUGUAUUUUCCUCCAUCAGUCUGGAUCUGCUUCCAGAAAGAGCUGCCACCCUGAUGGUGUAUGAAGAUGUUGUCGAGAUUGUUUCAGGCCUGCAAGGUUUCAGACGCCAGCCCAGUGUUCAUUUCCAGCGCAGAGCUUUUAGUCUUCCUACCAACACAUCCUACGCCAACCUGACUGCUCUGUUCACCGUUACAAGCUCCCCAUCUCACAUCCAGCACUUUCCCCACCUGCAGGUUCUUGGCAACAACAGCACAGGCACGGAGAAGAAGAUUGAGUUGACUGCUGUGGCAGCCAUCUCUGUUCAUCUAUUGGCCAGCGACGGAGUGGAGCUGCAGGUGAAUGGGCCAAUCACAGUCUCCAUUCCCUUGCCAGUUGACUGUGGCCUUAGGGAAAAUGACCACAUCCCUGCUUGGAGAUUUGACCCUCAUUUUGGUGCCUGGAUAAAAAGCAGUUGGGGUCACGUACAGAAGGAGGGUAACCAGCUCAUUUUGACCUACAUUGCUCCCCAGCUGGGGUAUUGGGUGGCUGCAAUGUCACCUCUACACUCAGGUCCAGUGGUGGCCAUAGACAUCAGCACAUACCAUACUGUGUUUCUGUUGGCCAUACUGGGAGGCAUGGCCCUCAUCCUGCUCUGCCUGCUGUGCCUCUUGUUGUACUACUGCAGACGUCGUUGUUUGAAGCCACGAGGGUCUCACCGCAAGCUCACUCUGUCUUCUGGUCUGGACAGCAGUAAAAGGGAUCAAGCCACCUCCAUGUCCCACCUGAACCUCAUUAACAAUGAGGUGCAGCUGGAACUAGUUUCCACAGCGACUGAGCCUGACAUGACCACUCCAAUGUUAAAGCCAUCCUCAUAUGAGCACCAAGACAAUCAGCGUCAACCCAGCCUCAUCCAUAACAGCAAACACAGCCGUUUCUCUCUCGGCAACAACAGCCACCACAGUUCGCCUGUUGGGAACCUGACGCCUCGCAGCAGAGACUAUCGGCAGUCUGCAGAGACUUUCCAGUUGAAAGCGGCCCUUUCAUGUGGGACAGAAAGGGGCUACCGUCAAUCAUACACCUCUGUCUGCUCAUCCAGCAACCAGAUUUCAGAUGCGCGGUCAUCAUCCAACCAUGGUCAGGUGUCGGCUACACAGCUGAGCAGUGUUGGGAUUAUUGAUUGUAUGUCUCCUUCCUCUUCUUCCCACUCCCCUAGCAGGGUGGAAGGAGGUGAGUGCAGGGCUCCUGACUACCUUCUGUCCCGCUCUGUGGACCACCUGGAGCGUCCCAACCCUCCGUCGCUUUCUCGGCCCGGUCAGCUGCUUUGUUGUGGCUCCGUAGAUCUGCUGAGUGCAGGGGAAGGCUACUCAAGAGUGCGUCCCACACUAGUAAUCCCAGCACACUACAUGCGCCUUCCUGGGGAGCACCCUCUGUCUGGUCAGGCCCUCCUGCUGCAGGCUGACCAGCAGAGUGACUUAGAGACAAUCCAGGCUGAGCUCAAUGCCUCACAUUCUCAGCAGCCUCUAGGGCAAACCCCAAUAGACUGCAGCCCAGGGUCCAUCAAACAGGUUGAUGGAGAAGGUCUUGGCUUGUCAGAGUCUCUGUCUAUGCCAUCAGCACUUGGAGAAACAGCUCUUAUGGAAAUCAACAAAGAGGAUACCUUGCUGGCUGAAAAGACUUUAAUGGAGCUGAGAGGAGGGAAACCUCUGCCUCACCCACGAGCUUGGUUUGUGUCAUUGGAUGGACGUUCUAAUGCUCAUAUCCGACACUCAUACAUCGACCUCCAGCGUGCAGGAUGCCAUGGCAACAUACAAAGUUCAGGAAGUCAGCAAGAUAAUGGUAGCAAUGGGAGACACGGCAACAGCAAUGAUGCCAGUCUAGACUCGGGUGUGGACUUGAAUGAGCCAAGAGUUGGACGGAGGGGGAGGGAUGCAGAGCGGGAGGAAAGGGAGAUAGAGAAAGACAGAACAAAGAGUCCAACACCAGCCAUGGCCUACACUCAGCUGGUGUAUGUUGACGAUCUGGAUGGGGGAGGCAGCGAAGAGGAAAAGUGGAGCCCCCAAGAUGGCAAAACGAGACCGACCCUGUCAGAGGAAGCAGAGGGUAACAGAGAGAAUAAAAAGCAGGGGGAUGUGGAGGGGGAGACAUCUGAGGGAAUACAAAUACAAGAGGAACUGCCCUCACUUUCUCCAGUGUCCCCUGAUUCUCCUCCCCCAUUGCCAACACCAGAGGGAGUGACUUACAGGACUGAUCAUGCAUUGCUGUCAGUCUCCCCAGAUGAUGAUGCAGCACGUGAAGAUGGAGAGGAGGAGAAGAAAAGCCCCUGGCAGAGGAGGGAAGAGCGACCCCUGCUGGCUUUCAACCUCAAAUAACCAUUAAGAAAGGUUCAAUUUUUCAAGUCUGUUUCAAUAUAAUACUUAAAAUCCAACACUGAGUGUUUUUAAGUGCUGUUCCUUUUGUCCAUACUGACUCUUGUAAAGUGAUAUAAGUAAAACAGCCCAGUCCUCAUUCUGUCAAAAAUAAUUCUGCACUUAAUAAGUUAGUCAGGUGGGAUAUAAGCAGGCUAAGUUUAAAAUGCUAUAUUAAAUGUAAGAAAGGGAGUUUUAUACAAAAUAUGAUUAUUUUGACGAUACUCUGCUUGUCUUACUUGAUAGUGCAGAAGACCUGAAUUGCACAGAGUGAGGACUGAGGAUUUUACUACCCAUAUUUUAAACUAAAAUCACCUAAGCAGAGGAUCUUUUUUCAGCCAGUAUGAAGAAGACGAAAGAUUAGGCAAGAAAUUCUAUUAAUUUACCUUCUCUCCUCUGCUGCUCAGAACAUAAAUACCAUGAAGGAUGUAUCUGUUUAAACUGACGCUCUUUCUUUGGAAUACAGCACUGAGAAACUAUGUCAGCACUGGGAUCUGUUCCUCUCCAGAAGUGAACCAUUUGGAUCCCUCAUGAACUUUAAGCAACAUUUAUGGAUGACAACCGUUUGUCAUCCUCAUGACACUAUAUGAACACAGCACUCAUCAGGGAGGAGUCAGGACAGUACUCAUUACCUGAGGGAGAUAAAUAAACUUUGGAGCAAGAAAUUAAUAUACCUUAUGCACAACAAAUAUAUGCCUUUUUUCAUAUCUAUGAAUAGCCUUGUAAGCAUAAACGAACUGUGGUAGAAAAGGUUAAUGGGUAGUUAUCACAAAAUCUUGACCACAGGAAACUUUUUUUUUUGAGCCAUAUUGGCCUGAUUUCAAUAUACUACAAGCAAUUGAAUUUAGAUUAAUAUCCAAAUUGAACUAUAGUGACUAUUUGUGGAACAAAUGUGCAAAACAGGGCGUGUGAUUCUAUUCCUGACAGCCUAUUAAGAAUCUCGUAGUGUGUUCCAUGAUCUACUUUGACCACUAAAGCAGUAUCAGCCUUGACGUAAACUUGUAAAUCCUGCAUUUAGAAUGGUUUUGUUGCUAGAGUUCAAUCUAGCCCGUCAGAGGGCUCUGUGGGUGUUUCCAUGAACUCCACAUGGGAUGACGUUUUGGGGUUGAUGAAAUUUAACCACUACCUGUUUUUCAGCAUAAUCAGAUAAUGCUACACACCACUUUGCUGUUUGGAUACUAAUGUGUUACCACUACAGAGGUAUAGUUCCACCCUAAAUAAUCAUGAGGUCUGAUAAUAUGAAGGGUUUUGUAAUUGCUGAACCACUGACUUGCAUAUUUUUGCUCUUAAGGCUAUGCAUAAUUUUUAUACAGCUGCCUGAAAUGCCUUUUUUUUUUUUUUUUGUAAAUUUCAAUCCCUUCUAUUUUUAUUGCCAACAUGAAGUAUUUUACCUGAAAAUGGCCGAUUUUUAUUUCUUUUAAUAUGUUAAGGGCUUUUUUUCCUUACCUGUCUCAUUGUUAAAGUUAAAACAAAGCUGAAAACACACUGUUAGCUGUAUUUCACCUUUAUUUUCACCACCCCCCACGAUCCAAGUGCCUUCAAAUAACCUUUUUCUGCAAGAAAUUUGUUGACUAUGUGACCUUAUUUAUUUCUAACCUUCUUUUGCCUUCAGCUUUUCUCCUCUACCUCAAUCCUCUCUUUCUCUCUUGCUUGUGAAAGAAGCAUGCAGUAAACCUUCCUCAACACUAGCAUAUUACAAGCUACACUGCAGACUUCUCAGAAAAUGUCUACCAGCUGCUGCUGCUGCAAUUGUAAAAUCCUCUACAGUAAUCAGCAAGGCACCAAUUUCUCUCAGAGUAAGCAGUUAAGUAUUUGCAGAAGUUUCCAGUGUAACACUGGAAAGAUUAAGCUAAGUGUGAUUAUAUGUGAAGCUACACUGCAGGUUAUUUCAGUGCAUUUUCUUAUUUUUUAUGUUUUUAAGGGGGGUUAAUGUUUGUACUGGGGGUAGUGUCAGUCUGUGAUGCGAAAUUUGAUUGUCAGGUGGAGAAAUGAUCAAUAUACAUCCAAUCAAAAUUCAUGUAGUCAUAGCAAUCAUAUUAUAGAGUGUGUGUAUAGCUCUUUACUCGCCUCUUCCUGACCAGAAUAAUGUGCGAACUGGUGUUGUGAAUGGCAUUUUUAUUUUUCUCCUAGUAUCCCACAACAACCUCCAGUUUUUGGUUGGAGUAGCAAUACAGCAUCCUGAGUGUGUAAAUUGGUUGCUUGCAUUAUAUUUGAAGCUUAUUAUUCAGAAUAAACAGACAAACUGGAAA
Molecule: messenger RNA, 5287 nt
Organism: Melanotaenia boesemani (Boeseman's rainbowfish)
Lineage: Eukaryota; Metazoa; Chordata; Actinopteri; Atheriniformes; Melanotaeniidae
Gene: fam171a1
Product: family with sequence similarity 171 member A1
Exons: 9
Coding region: 318-3002 (894 amino acids)
Biological process (GO): stress fiber assembly; regulation of cell shape
Cellular component (GO): plasma membrane
Source: RefSeq, a predicted model, not a curated record